Molecule: messenger RNA, 2312 nt
Organism: Camelus dromedarius (Arabian camel)
Lineage: Eukaryota; Metazoa; Chordata; Mammalia; Artiodactyla; Camelidae
Gene: GDPD2
Product: glycerophosphodiester phosphodiesterase domain containing 2
Exons: 15
Coding region: 55-1674 (539 amino acids)
Biological process (GO): lipid metabolic process
Cellular component (GO): plasma membrane
Molecular function (GO): glycerophosphodiester phosphodiesterase activity
Source: RefSeq, a predicted model, not a curated record
UUCUGCCUACCAGGGUCCCUAGAAGCUAAGUGUCCCAUCCCCCAGGCCCUCACCAUGGCCGAGUCCGCCGGCUGCUGCUCUGUCUGGGCCCAUGGCCUCCACUGCCUGUAUAGCUGCCACUGGAAGAAAAGCCCCAAGGAGAGGAUGCAAAACAGCAAGUGUGACUACGUCUGGUGCGGCCUGCUCUUCCUCACCUUCCUCCUGUCCCUGGGCUGGCUGUACAUCGUGCUCAUCCUCCUCAAUGACCUGCACAACUUCAAUGAAUUCCUGUUCCGGCACUGGGGACACUGGAUGGACUGGUCCCUGACAUUUCUGCUGGUCAUCUCUCUACUGGUCACCUAUGCAUCCCUGCUCUUGCUCCUGGCCCUGCUUCUGCGGCUCUGUGGCCAACCUCUGCAUCUGCACCACAUCCACAAGGUGAUGCUGCUCCUCAUUGUACUUAUUGUGGCCGCUGGCCUUGUGGGACUGGACAUCCAAUGGCAAGAGGAGUGGCACAGCUUACGUCUGUCACUGCAGGCCACAGCCCCAUUCCUUCAUAUUGGAGCAGUUGCCGGCAUCACCCUCCUGGGCUGGCCUGUGGCUGAUUCCUUCUACCGUAUCCACCAAAGAGGUCCCAAGAUUCUGCUACUGCUCCUAUUUUUUGGAGUUACCUUGGCCAUCUACCUGGCUCCCCUAAGCAUCUCCUCACCCUGUAUCAAGGAACUGAGAGACUUACCCCCCAAGCCCGAGCUGGUGGGACACCGAGGGGCCCCCAUGUUGGCUCCCGAGAACACUCUCAUGUCCCUGCGGAAGACAGCCGAAUGUGGAGCUGUCGUGUUUGAGACUGACGUGAUGAUCAGCUCCGACGGAAUCCCCUUCCUUAUGCACGAUGAGCGCCUUAGGAGGACCACAGAUGUGGCUUCUGUGUUCCCAGACCGAGUCACCACGCACAGCAGUGACUUCUCCUGGGCUGAACUGGAAAGACUCAAUGCCGGGACCUGGUUCUUGGAGAGGCAACCCUUCUGGGAAGCUAAGCCGCUGUCAGGCCCCGAUCGGAAAGAGGCUGAGAAUCAGAGAGUGCCAGCACUGGAAGAGAUACUGAAGGAAGCUGCUGAACACAACCUUUCCAUCAUGUUUGACUUGCGCCGCCCCCCACAAAACCACCGGUUCUAUGAAGAUUUUGUGAACCAGACAGUGGAGGCUGUGCUGAGUUCAGGGGUGCCCCAAGCCAUGGUCCUUUGGCUACCAGAUGAAGAUCGGGCUCAUGUCCGACAACGGGCCCCUGGAAUGCGCCAGAUAUAUGGAUAUCAGGGAAGCAACAUAACUGAAAGGCCCCAGUUUCUCAACCUCCGCUAUCAAGACCUGCCACUAUUGGAUAUGAAGGCACUGCACCAAGAUAAUGUCUCAGUGAACCUAUAUGUGGUGAACAAGCCCUGGCUCUUCUCCCUCCUCUGGUGUGCAGGGGUGGAUUCGGUCACCACCAACGACUGCCAGCUGCUGCAGCAGAUGAGUUACCCCAUCUGGCUUAUCCCCCCUGGAACCUACCUAGUGAUGUGGGUCACUACCAAUUGUGUCUCCACCCUGCUGCUUUUGUGGACCUUCUUCCUCCAAGGGAGAUGUGCUGAGGCGAGAGACCGAACUGGCUUAGAGACAGCAGUGCUGCUGACCAGGAUCAACAAUUUCAGAAUGGAGUGAAUGCCCUGCCCUGGGCCCCCACCAGCCAGAGUCUGAGGCCUGUCUGCAUUGGCCAACGGCAAGGAAACGAGAAUGGCAGAGGUGGAAUGUUGGUGGGGUUGGGAUGGGGUGAACUUUGCCAACAGGAAGUUUUGAACUAUGAGGGUCCUCUGCCCAGAUGGUGGGCAUGCCCCAAGCUUCCAUGGAAUCUGUUCCCCUUGGGGUUUGACCUGAGGUGGUUAGGAAGACACUGAGUCAUGAGAAGUUUCUCCCCAAGUGAAACUAGAACAGAGGAAGGGACAAGGAGAUCACCAAGAUCAUGUUUCAGACCUGUGUGCAAAGAUCAUGUUUCAGACCUGUGUGCACGAGUUGUGUAGAAGGCACAGGGUGUCAGGGAUGGGACAGCUCGGAACAGUGAUGAAGGAGAUGACUAAAACACCUUUCCCAGAGAACUAUAAGAUGAUGGAGACAUCGACCAGUUUCCAUUCACCGUCUCCCCUGCAAUUAAGCUGCUUUCCUGUCUAGCGGCCAGGCAGCUAAAGAGCCCAUCUAGCCAUGUAAUUGUGUACCUACAGGGGGCUUUUUGCUGUGCACAGUCUUUUCUUCAAGACAUACUGGUUCCUGAAUCUUGUCUGUUUAUCUGUCAUCUAAUGAAUUUA